Messenger RNA from Phytophthora sojae, 1173 nucleotides. RefSeq lists its product as hypothetical. The transcript has 3 exons. Bases 1 to 1173 code for a protein of 390 amino acids. NCBI's taxonomy places the organism in Eukaryota, Oomycota, Peronosporomycetes, Peronosporales, Peronosporaceae. The record is from RefSeq and is a predicted model, not a curated record.
AUGGACUUGAUUUACCGAGGCAUCGGAGUCCCGGCGAAACCAAGAAAUCUCAUGAUUGAUCUGCUAGGUGAUGGCAUAAUUGAUGUGCGCACCGCGUUUGGGUGGAUAUCAACUGGACCGCGUGAAUUCGGAAUAGGGCAAGGUUCAAUACUUUCGAUUCUGCACAUAGCGUGUUAUAUGGACUGCCUGCAAGAACAAUUGGCGGACUGUCCUGACCCUGUUGAAGUUCGACACCACCAAACCGGAGGAGGCAUAGAGAUCAGUAGCACGCUCUUUGUCGAUGACCAACUUGAUAUCACCACCUCGCUCCGUGGAAUUCAAGCUAGAGCCAAGACGACAAAUAUCUUUACGGGCAAAGCGGGUACUGGAGGCGUGUUUGGUGCGGAGAAAUCAUUCAUGAUGUACCUAACUUCGAAUAAUGAGCACUUUGAUGCCGUACAGCUAAAUGACGGCUUAGGAAUUCCACGGGGGGUGAAGGUUGUUUCUCCGGAGGAAGGUUUUAAGCAUCUAGGGGUCUAUCAUGGUGGUGAUAACCUUUGGGAGGCCACGAUUACACCUACCUGGGUCCGUCUCACAGAAGAAGCUGAUCGAAUCGUCCGGCAGAAACUUUCACUCGUGCAAUUUCGAUAUAUUGUGAACUCAGUCUGGAUUCCCCGUUUACGAUAUCCGGGGAGUAUUAUCAGGCAAGUUGCUCGGUCAGUGUUACGCCUCCCACAUUCCACUCCUAGAUCGGUUUAUUAUGAUAAAUUCAACAGCCUCGGAUUGUUGAGUUGCGAACUCGACGCCAAUGCCCACCGCUACAACGAAGCUGUUCGAAUACUGAACUCUGCCGAUCUACCGGUCUAUCAUUUGCUUGUCGAGUCACCAGAGAUGUACCAGGUGAACGCCGGACUUACGGAGAAUCCGCUUAGUGCACCUAUCAAACCCCCAGUACAGGUUACGACGUGGGCAGGGCGCAUAAUACGCUUCGCAGCGGCAAUGACCCCACCACUAAAGCUUGAUUGUAAAUGGAAGCAGCCACCCGCCGCACUCGCCAAACGUUCUAAUGAUCGACCAUUACUCCACUACACGCGGCAGGAGCUGCGACCAAAGCUGGUAGCUAUUAAUUGGAACACGGACUAUAAGCUGCAACUGUGGAACGCGGCUACCUCCACGGGUUCAACUCCAACAUAA